AGCGUUUCCAAGAUGGCCGAAAAAAGGCUUACGUGUCUGCUAGUUCGCGGAUUUUAUGUAUUUAUAUGUUCUUUAGUGAUAAUAGUUGCGAUUUUAAGUACGCAUUGCAAUGGAAACAAUUCAGAACAUCAACACAUCGAAGAAGAGCAGUCAUUACCGACUGUUUUUGUUGCAAUUCUCGUGAGAAAUAAGGCUCAUACACUGCCUUGGUUUCUUGGCCAUUUGGAACUGAUUAAUUAUCCUAAAGAAAAAAUUGCAUUGUGGAUACGAAGUGACCACAAUAUUGACAAUUCUACAGCAAUACUAAAUAAAUGGAUAAAAGCUACAGAACACAUGUAUAAUUCUGUGGAAUUUGUGUUUGAUGAUACACCUACUGGAUUUGCUGGAGAGAUAGGACCAUGUCAUUGGACUAUAGAAAGAUUUAACCAUGUUAUACAACUACGUCAGAAAGCCAUUAAAACUGCAAGAAAUAUGUGGGCAGAUUAUUUGCUGAUGAUUGAUGCAGAUGUCAUGUUGGAAAAUCCAGAUACAUUAAAACUUCUCAUUGAUCAGCAGAAGACCUUGAUAGCUCCUGUGAUGAAUGCCUCUGUCGGGGAUACAUACUCUAACUUCUGGGGUGGUAUGGAUGAACAAGGUUAUUACAAAAGAGUGCCGGAGUAUUUCAAAAUGUUGGAGCGUGAAAUUCAAGGCGUAUUUCAAGUUCCAAUGAUUCAUACUGUCUUCUUAAUGGAUUUACGGCACACAAUAUCAGAAAAACUGUCCUAUAUUGCUCCACCUGGAUAUAACAUGCCUGAAGAUGACAUCAUAAUAUUUGCUCUGUCCGCACAAGAUGCUGGAGUGCCAAUGUAUAUUUUAAACACAGAGUACUUUGGACAUGUGAUGGUCCCAUUGGAUGAGUAUCAUACCUUGUUUAUAGAAGAUGAACAGUUUACAUUGUUAAGGAUGGAGAUGUUAGAUGCAGACAAUCCAGAAACUGGCCCAGGUGUGGAUUAUAUUGUUGAAGGUAGAGGACUCAUACCAUCACCCUAUCUUGAUGUUCCAAUGAAACCAAAGGACCGGCUUGGUUUUGAUAAGGUUUACAUGAUAAAUCUGCAGCGACGUUCUGAACGUAGGAACAGAAUGUUAUAUGUGUUUGAUGUACUAGGGAUAGAAGCUGAACUUAUUCCGGCAGUUGAUGGCAAACUUCUGAAUGACACAUAUCUAUACAAAGAUCUAAAAAUAGAAGUAGUUCCCGGCUUCACAGAUCCCUAUGGUGGAAGGCCUAUGACCAUGGGAGAAAUUGGUUGCUUCCUGAGCCAUUACUUUAUAUGGAAAGAUAUGGUAGAGAAAGGUUAUUCUGAGGUAGUUGUGUUUGAAGAUGACCUCAGAUUUGAGCCUUAUUUUAGAACCAAAUUGAGGCACAUUAUGAGACAAGUUAAAGAAAAAGUUCCAGAUUGGGAUCUAAUAUAUCUUGGACGUAAGCGAUUAAACAGGAAAGAUGAGUCUUACCUAAGUGGAUCAGAAACCUUGGUGUGGCCUAGUUAUUCUUACUGGACACUCAGUUAUCUGCUAUCUAGUAGAGGUGCCAAGAAGCUGCUAGCUCAGAAACCACUUCAGAAAUUACUGCCUGUGGAUGAAUACCUCCCUGUAAUGUUUAACAAACAUCCCGAGGAGUCUUGGAAAGAGCCAUUCCAUCCACGAGAUCUGAUUGCUCUGUCUGCUGAGCCUUUGUUGAUUUACCCCACCCAUUACUUGGGUGAAGCUCACUAUAUAUCUGACACAGAAUGGUCUGAGCUGAUCACAGAAAAAACUAACCACAACAGUGCAGAAGAACCCCAAAGAUCUCCAACUGCCGAUGGUAUAGGUGAUCACCAAAAAGGAGAUCAUUUAGGAUCCUCUAACAGACAACAGGAUGAGUUAUGACCCCUGUCUGUCAUUUUAAAUAAAACAAACGAAAUGAUUCCUGUAAAAUACUAGACUAAAUAUUGUUCUGUUGGACUUAAAAAAAAGAAGAGUUGACAUUUUUUCUAUUAAAUUAUCAGUAUUAAUGCGUACAUAAGGCUUGAAUUUAACUUUAGAGAGGUCUGUGUACUGUUUUUUAAUAUAAAGAGGGUGGAGAUAUGGUAUAAACAUCAUACUGGUAAUUGAAAAAGAAAAUUUAGGCAAAGAAAGAAAACAAAUCAAGAAAUACAGACGGAAAACAGCAUGAAAGGUUAUUUUAAAAAAAGCUUCAUUAAAUUUCUAUUAAUGUGAUUGUGGGUGUUUGUUGAACAUUUAAGUGUUUUACUGUGAAUUUGGGUAUUUCUAGUCACUUUACAUCUUAUUUAUAUAUUAUUUUACUAUUUUGCAAUAUAUACCUGGGUUAUAUGUAAUGAUUGUUUGAGAAAGUGUUAGAUUUGGCAUUAUAAUAUUGAUCUUGUCAUAUAGCUCGCAACUGUCCCUUAAAUGCCAAAUUAUACUAUACCUUAUGUAUAGCUUACUCUCAUUUAUAUGUUUUGUAGAGUUAGAUAUUUUUUCACAAAUCUGUAUCUUGUUUUCAUGUGUGUGUGUGUGUGGGG
This is a messenger RNA of Ruditapes philippinarum (Manila clam), 2537 nucleotides long. RefSeq names its product procollagen galactosyltransferase 1-like. The transcript is spliced from 14 exons. NCBI's taxonomy places the organism in Eukaryota, Metazoa, Mollusca, Bivalvia, Venerida, Veneridae. The record is from RefSeq and is a predicted model, not a curated record. The coding region runs from base 13 to 1902 and encodes 629 amino acids. Gene Ontology annotation, molecular function: procollagen galactosyltransferase activity.